AUGGAGAAUUCUCUUUGGACAUUGGUGCAGAAUCCAUUUAACACUGAUGUGGAGUUGUUACUGGAAUCACUGCAAGAGGAAGCCAUCGAUUUGAAAUGUGACUCCAGCGCGAAAAGGGACUUUGAAACAAUUAAGUUAGAAGAGUUUUGGGUGAAAUAUCUCCCCAUGUACCCAAAAAUAGGUGAAGAAGCACUUCGUGUGAUUCUUCCCUUUUCUUCUACUUAUCUUUGUGAAGCAGGAUUUUCAGCUCUUGUUGUUCUGAAAACAAAACAGCGCAACCGACUUGAUGUAGAAAAUGACUUGCGUUGUGCGCUGUCAUCCUUCAAUCCUAGAAUUUCUGAUCUUGUGAGGAAGAAGCAGCAGCAUCCAUCUCACUAA
This is a messenger RNA of Scylla paramamosain (green mud crab), 378 nucleotides long. Its product is annotated as protein FAM200C-like. Bases 1 to 378 code for a protein of 125 amino acids. Lineage: Eukaryota; Metazoa; Arthropoda; Malacostraca; Decapoda; Portunidae. The transcript has a single exon. The record is from RefSeq and is a predicted model, not a curated record.